Molecule: messenger RNA, 1459 nt
Organism: Melozone crissalis (California towhee)
Lineage: Eukaryota; Metazoa; Chordata; Aves; Passeriformes; Passerellidae
Gene: HSD11B1L
Product: hydroxysteroid 11-beta dehydrogenase 1 like
Exons: 7
Coding region: 541-1407 (288 amino acids)
Cellular component (GO): intracellular membrane-bounded organelle
Molecular function (GO): oxidoreductase activity
Source: RefSeq, a predicted model, not a curated record
UGAGUGAGGGGCCAGGCAAGGCUGAAGGGGCUGGGCAAGUCUUGAGGGGCGUGAGGGGGCCGAACGCGGCUCCUGCGCCUUUGUGGCGCUGUCCCCGCCGCUCUGUGUUCUGUCGCGCUGUGUCGCAGCGUGGUGGCGGAGCAGCUCAUCCCGCUGCUCUUCUCAUCCAGACACGGCUCCGUCCUGUGGGCUCUGCCGCCGCCUCCCUCCCGAGAUCCCGCUGCUUUGGGGUCACUGCUGCCAGCUGUCGUUAGUCUUUAAUGAAUUAACAGCUCUCUAAGAUUAGACACGAGAGGGUUUUUUUUUCCUCCUGUAGGCUCUGAGUGCAGAGGGCUGUGGGAAUUGCCGGUGAAAAAUCCUUUUUAUUCUUAACCAAGGUGGCUGUGGCUCUCAGGGGAAAGACACUUCAGGUGGGCUCUCGGUUCUACAAAAGCCUCUCCCAGGCUGGCUCCAAGCAUCAGAGGAAGGAGAACACGGUGUUAUUUUGGCUGAAGUGCUCAGCUUCAAGACUUCACGUUGUUCCUCACAGCUUGGAGGGAUAUGAAGGCAAUUGGAAAAGUUCUUUGUGCUACAGGGGUUGUAGCUGUGCUCAUAGCUUUCUUCUGGGAAGACGACUUUAACCCAGAGAGCCUGUCUGGUGCCCGUGUCCUCGUGACUGGAGCCAGUGCUGGGAUUGGAGAGCAGAUAGCAUAUCACUAUGCCAGGUUUGGUGCUGAAAUUGUGUUGACUGCCAGGAGGGAAGCUGUGCUGCAGAAGGUGAUGGAGAAAUGCCUGACACUUGGAGCAAAGAAAAUAUUUUACAUCCCUGCAGAUAUGUCUUCCCCUUCAGAGCCUGAAAGGGUGGUGCAGUUUGCUGUCCAAAAGCUCGGGGGCCUGGAUUACCUGAUGCUGAACCACAUCGGCACCAACCGCUUCCAGGAGUGGGCUGGGGAUGUGGAGUACACGCGCUGGCUGCUGCAGGUGAAUUUUUUGAGUUAUGUGGCUCUUGCAACAGCAGCUCUUCCCACCCUGGAGAAGAACAGAGGUGCUCUGGUGGUUGUUUCUUCCCUCACAGGGAAAAUGCCCACUCCCUUCACCACUUCUUACUCUGCCACCAAGUUUGCCCUGGAUGGAUUCUUCAGCUCGCUGCGCCACGAGCUCAUCAUGCAGAGCAGAGAUGUGUCAGUCACCCUGUGCAUCCUGGGCCUGAUUGACACUGAGUCAGCACUGGAGUACACCAGGGGCAAAGUGCUGCUCAGCGCCUCCCCCGCUCCCGAGGCCGCGCUCGCCAUCGUCCGGGGCGGAGCCGCUCGGGCACCCGAGAUUUUCUACCCGCGGUGGCUGCGGCCGCUCUGCUGCCUCUGGGCUCUGUUCCCCAGCAGCGGGAACCAGGUGCUGCGGACCUUCUACAACUACAGCAGCCCCUGAGGGGUGCCCAGUCUCAUCCUACAGCCCUGUAAUCCCAUUCCUGCCAUCCCAC